UGUGUAACCUGCAAGUGCAAGCUUAUUAGCCUAGUGCUGAAGAGGGUUGGCCUUGAAGAGAUACCCACAGCUUUUGAAAGCUGCCGAGGAAGGACAAAAUUAUUAAGGGGAAAGGAAAGCACUUGUACCCACCUUCUGAGGCUCUGCCACACACAGCCCAUUUGUUCAGGAUCCUGACAUAAAAGCCUAGAGCAGAAACUGAGAUAUUCUGGGAAAGAAGCAACAACUGUUCUGGGUCCAGAAAAAUGGAGUAGAAGUUGCAGCUCCUUAGCUGUGCAGGUAUCUCAGACUCUUCGAGGCGCAUGGCAACACAUGAUGAUUUUAUGGCAGGAAAGUAUCAAGCUCAGGUUGCAAUAUAUUGUGGCAGCAUUCCCAAACUAAAAUCUGGAUGCAAGUCAUCUAGAGGUGGAAGCAUUGAUUCUACUUUGCAGCUCCAAGGAAAUGGAUGGAGGACCACAGACGAAGCAUCAGUUUUAAAAACACAAUCAUGUUUAUGGGGAAGCAAAGGAAAACCUCCAGAUGUUUCUUCUCUGGAGAGCUGGGACAAUAGAAACGGCCUUCAGAAGAAUACAGAUAGCACAAUCAUGAAUGGCUCUUCACAGACGCCUAAUGCCCAGCCAAAGUACAGUCUCAGUGAAUUGGAGAUAAACAGUGCAGCCAUGGAGACUGCUCAAAUCAAGGAUAAGCUCAAAAAAAGAAGAAUGUCCGAAGGUCUACUUGCAUCAAAAAAAGGCUUGCUGGACAAAGCUGUUCCCAAGGAGCCUGCCCUGAAACCAGCCAUUUCUAGAUCUGCUUCUCAAAGACUGCUGGUCACUUCCAAGCCUAUGCCUCCUAUUCAGAGCAUACCAAACACCCCAGAGACCAACAGACCUCAAGAAACAGAGCAACAAGUUAGAGAGAAUGGUUCAGGCUCUUUACAGGUUGAAGGGAUUAAUCCAGAAUUAACAUCCAUCCAGCAGAUCGUGCAUGGUCCUGAUGAGAACCCAAAAAAGUCUUUAGGUGCUGCUUUGAUCCCACCCAUCCCCAAGUUAGCAAAGGCAUGUGAAGAAAAUUCGCAGAAGGCUGCAGAACUCUUUCCAAGCUUGCCACAGGCAGACUGUGUCUCAUCUACUAUAGAUGAGUGUUCCAAAACAAGAUCAUUAUCAAAGUCUGGAAAUGGUGAAGACAACAGCCAAAAAACACUGGAAACUGGAUUGUCUGAACCUGCUUUCCAGAAUGGCUUUCCUGCACCUUGGAAGGUUGUUGGGGGAUCACUGGCAUCCUUACUGCUACCAGCCACCUCCUCCCUCUGUCUGGCCAAGGAAGACUUGCUUUCAAAUCCUCACCUGUUAAAAGAUGAUGAAUGGAAAGAGAGCAACGGAAGGAUUCAUGUCACAAUAUCCAAGUCAGCACAGGAGAAAAUGCGUCAGAAGCAGCUAAAGGAGAUAGAGUUCUUGCGCAAAGAAAAGGAAAAGGAGAAAGGGAGAGAAAAGGAAAGAUCCACAAAAAUCCAGGAACAACAGUCAAGAAAUGUUCUGGACGGAUCCAGUUGGCUUAAUCACAAUGGAGCCACCCCUGUUACCCUCAACCUGAGCAACCCUUGCAGAGCUUCUGUUGGGGUGGCCUUAAGGAAACGAGUGAACAGGCCCUCAUUGCCCAGCAUCCCUGUUAUCAGCCAAGAGAGCAAUUUCUUGAGACAUGCGUCAGCUAAUUCCCUGCCAGCAAAUCUCCAACACUCUCCAGAAUGGGAAGAAGACCUUGUAAAUAGGGAUGCUUUUGAGAUAAGACCCUUGUCUCAUCCAGAACACGAAUUAAUUGAUGCUCUCAAGUGGCUAAAUAGCAAUGAUUGGCACCUGAAGGAGAAAGGACUCUUCAACAUCAUAUGCUUGGCUACCUGCCAUUCAGAAGUUCUGCAGGGUAGACUUCAUGAUGUUUCCUUGGCAGCUACAAAGGAGGUUAGCAACUUACGAUCUAAAGUAUCUAGGUUUGCUAUUGGGACACUCGCUGAAUUGUUCAAAGCUAUGAAGAAGCACAUGGAUCAAGAGGUUGAGGAGAUUUCUCGAGUCCUGCUUCAAAAGGCAGGUGAUACUAGUGAAUUCAUCCAGAAAGCAGCUGACCAAUCCUUGGGGAUCAUGGCACAGAGUGUGACUCCUUCGCGAGCAAUGACAGCCCUCAUGGCCAAUGGAGUGACCCACCGAAACCCUCUCAUUCGAAAAUGUGCUGCUGGACACUUACUGACAGUCAUGGAACAAAUUGGGGCUGAGAAACUGCUCUCGGGCAAUCGGGAAAGUACGGAGUUGUUAGUGCAGACAUUAGUGAAGAUGGCUCAGGACUGCCAUCAAGACACAAGAUGUUAUGGCCGGAAGAUGCUGAACAUGCUUAUGUGUCAUUCAAAAUUUGAUGGGUAUUUGAAACAAAAUGUACCAUCACAUGACCUGCGGGAUGUCAUGGCUGCAAUUAAACAAAAAGGGACAGAAGAUUCAGCCUCCCAAGCUUCUUCUGCCAAAAGUUACAGAGGAUCAAAGACUGGCAGUUUGACAAUCUCACUGGACAGCCUAUCUUCAGGCGAAGGGUCUACCUCAGAUGUUCUUAAUUUUUCGCAACCUGCAGCUCGUUGCUCUUCACUUCGCAGCAUAGAAGUAAUGGAACAGCUGAAGGAGCUGAACAAACUGCUUGUGGCCAAGGAAUUUCAGAUACGAAUAGAUGGAAUAGCCUUACUAAUGGACCAUUGCAAGAAGAACCCACACUUUGUCUCUUCAAAUAUUGUGCAGAUUUUUGAUACUUUUGCCCUGAGGCUUCAGGAUUCCAACAAGAAGGUGAACCAGUAUGCAUUAGAAUCAGUUGUCUCCAUGAUUCCAGUGCUUAAAAAUGGCUUUAAUCCAGUCCUGUUCUCUGUGGUGACGAUAGUGAUGGACAACUUAAACUCAAAGAAUUCUGGGAUUUACAGUGCGGCAGUAAAGAUUCUGGACACAAUGAUUACUUACUUAGACAACCUGUUGCUGCUUCAAAUAUUUGCCAGCAGGGUGCGUUUUCUCACUGGCCGAGCUCUGCAGGACAUCACGGAUCGUCUGGCAGGUCUUGUGGCUGUUGCUUAUCCACGGAAGCCUCUAGUUGUGGAACGUUACAUCCUUCCUGUUCUCUGGUAUUUCCUGAACAACAUGAUUGGUAAUGGGGUAUUACCUGGGAAGAGUGGAAACGUGAGAACCGUGGUCUCUAAACUGGCUAAAAGCUUGCACAAACAAAUGGGGCUGAAACUUGAGGAAUAUGUUUGCAACCAACCACAACAUGUGAUCAAACUUUUUCAAGAUCUUCUAGAUAUGGAUCUUCAAUGAAAAAAAGCCUGUUACUAUUUCUGGAACAAUUAUAGUGGGACAUUUCAAAGAGAAGCAAAAAUGGAUAAUGAUACAGAACUUGCCAUUACUUAACCUUUUUAUUUUUGAAGUGUAAGAGUCUCCUGUUGAAAGCUUUUAGUAAUAACCCUAUAAUGGAAAAUGUAUAUAAUGUAUUUUGCUGUAGAAUUAAAUCAUCUAUUUUUUUAAGGUUUAAACUCUACCACUUUUGACCCAUAGAGAUUUCAUCAAUGAUAAUAAUGCAUAAAAGGCACAGCUGUAACUUUUAUAUGUAUAAAAAGAGAAAAUUAUUUAUGUAAUAUAUAUCAAUAUUGUGUGAUAAAGUGAUAGAGGUAAACUUUAAACCACAAUACUUCCUCUAUCUCUAUGGAUUGUCAGUUAGAGAAGAUGGAUUACAUGACCACAAAAAGAUGCCAGACUAAGCAAAUACCAAUUAGUGGUACAGUAGUGGCCAAAAUUGUAGAAACCUUUAGGGAAAAGUGUGUUUUUGAGGUUUGAUGGCUAAUAACACCACUUUUUUUCUUUUGAGUUUCAAGAUAAUCAUAUUCCACUGCUGGAAUGGCCUGGGAAUAGUCCAGACCUUAACCCAAUUGAAAAUCUAUGGAGCCAAUUAAAGAAACUUGUUAGUCAGAAGCGACCCAGCAAUAAAACCCAGUUAAUAGAAGCAAUCAUUCAAUCUUGGUUUCACAUUAUAACAGCUGCAGAACUAAAAGAUUUGGUUCACUCCAUGGGAAGACUUAAGACCAUAAUUCAUACUAAAGGUUACCCAGCUAAGUAAACUGACAUGAUAAUUUUUGUAUAUCUCAUUUUUUCCACGUUUCACUUUUCUUCUUUAUACUGUAACUGCUAUUCUAAUAGCAACUCAUUCAUAAAAGUUAUUGCAUUACAUUCUUGAUUAAAUUAUCUUUCCAUUGAUAUAUAAUUUUAUAAUACUACUCCCAGAAAAAGUAAUGUUAUUAGCUAGUUUUAGAAGAUACACUUUUUCUCAAAAGGUUUCCACAAUUUUGGUCACUACUGUACCUUCCAAACUGUCAUGUAAACUGCGCACUAAAGUUAUUCCUUAGGUGGUAACUGGAAAAAAUUGUGAAGGGAAGAAGAGGAAAUCUGAAAUAUAAAUACUGGGCACAAAAUGCAUAAGAAAUAUUCCAAACAAUAUUUUUCUUCCAUUCAGUUAACUUGUUAUUGAGGCGAUGAUACACAGUUUUUCUACUUAGUACUGGCAUAGUAUAUUCUCAUUUUUAAAUUUUUGUUUAAAAAGCCAUCAAGGAGGAAAAAAAUGGAAUACCAUACUUAUCAGAUUGGUUUGGUUGCUGUUUGGAAGAACCAAGAAAAUCUCAUUUAUCUCAAUUCCUUAAUGUGUUAGGAACUGGACUGGAGAUGAUAUAACUUGUCACUACUUUCCAUUCAUUGUUUUUGAAUCUGCCUCUCCUCACUUAAUUAGCAAAGUAUCUAUACAGCCCUUCCUUUAGUAAUACAAUACAGUAGAGUGGUUUGGAACAUCUGGAAUUGUCUGGUUGUACUCCAGGACUAGAAGCACUAGCCUUUGGCAAUGAUUUCCACAUUCAUUCUGAAAUACUAGAAGUCAAAAUUAAUCCCUGCAGCAUUUCUAUAUGGACAGCUGUCAUUUGCUAACAUGGCAUGAAUGUCCAUCAUCAUUAGAGCAAUAUUUUUUUAAAGUAAAAUUUUUUAAUUAUUAAAAAUACAUUUUAGACUUCCUUUAUUUGCAUUUCCACUUUGAUCCUCUGUGUUCAAAAAGCAUUGAGUGUCAGCCCCAAAGGAUAAGUCAAGAAAUCAAUGCCAUAUCGGUAAAAAAAACUAUUUUUAUCAGAACAGCUAUAAUAACAGGAUCUUGCAAGUCUGAAUGUGCUUCCCACUCUCUCAUUUUAUCUCCAUGUGAAUUAGGGAUGGGCCUAUCUGAAGCAUUUUCUCAGAUUAAUUUCUUGGAAUGGAUUUAAGCUGCACUUAUCUGAUCAUUGCCUUGGAAAUGGAUCUUUCCUUUAUCCUUCAAAGCCAUUCCCUGUUGUCUCUACAUUAACCUGAGAGUGAGGUGGGAAGGAUUAUUUGAAAGAAAAUAGCAGUCUAAGGGCAGCUAACAUGGGUAUUUUGUCUAAACUAGCAGUAAUCAGAAGUAAUUAGCACCAGAGGUUUGUAAAUGCCCUUAUACUGCUAUGGGUUGACUCUCAUGAAUGUCUGAAAAACAAAAAGCUUACUGCCUUAGCCUAAAUGUAAAGCCAAAUGAAGUGUUCCCUCAAACCAGACCCAAAGCCUAUAUGUUCCUGAACUAUUUUGAGAAUGGCCCCAUAGAUCCUUUGCGAUAGGGAGGGGGAGAGCAUAAGUGGAAAUUGAAUGCAAUUCUAAUUGUAAUCAAGUUCCUUAUUAAAAUCUUUGACAAGUUAAGAGCAAAAGUAUUUAAAGAAAAACUCAAGUGAUAUUGGUGUUCUUUCUUGUGACAUUUUAAGAGAUUUACGAUUUACGAUUUAGAAGCCAAGGGGGAAAGGAAUGUGUCAGUUUGGUGUGAAUUGUUAUAAGCACAUUGAAGAUAUUCAGCUGUACCUCACCACAUCAAGCCAUGUCAGGAAUAUUGUGGAAAGCUUGAAUCAAUAUCUGAAGUCUCAGGUAAAAUAAACCCAAGCUAAAUACUUAUCUCCAGAAUUAAUUGCUGUAUGUCAAUAAACAUCUGAAGACAUCA
Molecule: messenger RNA, 6018 nt
Organism: Pantherophis guttatus
Lineage: Eukaryota; Metazoa; Chordata; Lepidosauria; Squamata; Colubridae
Gene: TOGARAM2
Product: TOG array regulator of axonemal microtubules 2
Biological process (GO): microtubule cytoskeleton organization
Cellular component (GO): cilium; cytoplasmic microtubule
Molecular function (GO): microtubule binding
Source: RefSeq, a predicted model, not a curated record